Empidonax traillii (willow flycatcher) is the source of this 524-nucleotide messenger RNA. RefSeq names its product olfactory receptor 14J1-like. Gene Ontology annotation, molecular function: olfactory receptor activity. The annotation marks the transcript as partial. The transcript has a single exon. Gene Ontology annotation, cellular component: membrane. Gene Ontology annotation, biological process: G protein-coupled receptor signaling pathway. NCBI's taxonomy places the organism in Eukaryota, Metazoa, Chordata, Aves, Passeriformes, Tyrannidae. The record is from RefSeq and is a predicted model, not a curated record.
CUCCUGGGCAGCAGAGCUUGUGCCCACAUGGCAGCAGCUGCCUGGGCCUCUGGGUUUCUCAAUGCUCUGCUGCACACAGCCAAUACAUUUUCCCUGCCCCUGUGCCAGGGCAAUGCCCUGGGCCAGUUCUUCUGUGAAAUCCCACACAUCCUCAAGCUCUCCUGCUCACAUUCAGGCUACCUCAGGAAAAUUGGGCUCACUGGGAUUAGUGCCUUUUUAGCAUUUGGUUGUUUCAUUUUCAUUGUUUUCUCCUAUAUGCAGAUCUUCAGGGCUGUGCUGAGGAUCCCCUCAGAGCAGGGACGGCACAAAGCCUUUUCCACGUGCCUCCCUCACCUGGCUGUGGUCUCCCUGUUCCUCAGCACUGCAGUGUUUGCCCACCUCAAGCCCCCCUCCAUGUCCUCCCCAUCCCUGGAUCUGUCCCUAUCAGUUCUGUACACGGUGGUGCCUCAAACACUCAACCCCCUCAUCUACAGCCUGAGGAACCAGGAGCUCAGAGAUGCCAUAAGAAAAAUGAUGACUGGAUG